Messenger RNA from Lathyrus oleraceus (garden pea), 1159 nucleotides. Its product is annotated as aquaporin TIP1-3. Lineage: Eukaryota; Viridiplantae; Streptophyta; Magnoliopsida; Fabales; Fabaceae. The transcript has 3 exons. Gene Ontology annotation, molecular function: water channel activity. The record is from RefSeq and is a predicted model, not a curated record. Gene Ontology annotation, biological process: water transport; transmembrane transport. Bases 87 to 845 code for a protein of 252 amino acids. Gene Ontology annotation, cellular component: membrane.
UCAUACAAAAACUAAAUAAAAUCAUAGGAAUCUGAUCUUGUGUUUUUUUGUUUAGGUUCUGAUUUUUGAGGUAAUUAGUAUUAAUAAUGCCAAUCUAUAGAAUUGCAAUUGGGUCUCCGGGAGAAGCUGGGCAACCUGAUGCAAUUAGAGCUGCAUUUGCUGAAUUCUUCUCUAUGCUUAUUUUUGUUUUUGCUGGUCAAGGCUCUGGCAUGGCUUACAACAAAAUAACAAAUAAUGGACCUGCCACACCUGCUGGUCUAAUAGCUGCAUCACUGUCUCAUGCAUUUGGACUAUUUGUGGCUGUUUCUGUUGGAGCAAACAUCUCUGGUGGUCAUGUGAACCCUGCAGUCACAUUCGGUGCCCUCAUUGGUGGAAACAUCACACUUUUGAGAAGCAUCUUAUAUUGGAUUGCACAGUUACUUGGUUCCGUUGUUGCUUGCAUUCUUCUCAAGUCUGCUACUGCUGGAAUGGAGACAUCAGCAUUUGCAAUAUCCUCCGACAUAUCAGUAUGGAACGCGCUGGUUUUUGAAAUUGUUAUGACAUUUGGAUUAGUCUACACGGUUUAUGCAACGGCAGUGGAUCCAAAAAAGGGCAACAUAGGAAUCAUCGCUCCAGUUGCAAUUGGUAUCAUUGUUGGUGCAAACAUCUUAGCUGGUGGAGCAUUUGAUGGUGCAUCAAUGAAUCCGGCUGUUUCUUUUGGACCUGCUGUUGUUAGUUGGACUUGGACUCAUCAUUGGGUCUAUUGGGUUGGCCCGUUUAUUGGUGCAGCCAUUGCUGCUAUUAUCUAUGAUAACAUCUUCAUUGGUGAAGAUGGUCAUGAGCCUCUCACAAGUAGUGAUUUCUAGAUUAUAUAUAUAACUGUUUUUGUUUUUGGAAACUCGGUAUCCGACUAUAGAAUCGUAAGAUCAAUCCUAUUAUCCGGAUAGAUUAUUUAAAUUAAGAGUAAUGUUCUGUAUGAACUGAUAUAUAAAUGUUGACGAGGGAAUAAGUAGUUGAAGAUUUUUCAACUGUUUUUUAGAGGUUGGUAGGAGUUAAAAAGAUUUUGAGUUUUUUUUUUUAUGUAUUUUUGUUAUAGAAGUUAAGAUGAUGUAAUAGAGAUGAACAAGAUUUUUUUUAGAUGAAUUCUUAGUUAUUGAACAAAUGAGUAUGUUUCAUUUUA